AUGCGUCGAGAGGUGGUGAGGAGAUUUCAGAUGCUGCUCGUGCUCUGGUCGAUACUCCUCGUCACCUUGGGGGCAGGGUUUCCAACCAAACACAAGAGUUUUCCUCAUAAAGCUCACCGCCACCCGGGUCACCCUGGCGGGGUCCAGUAUGACCCCGAGGCUUUGGAGCAGCAGAACCAGGUCCAGAGCCUCCUGCCCGAGCCCCACAGCCACCAGAGGAGGUGGUCCCAUCCCCAGCACCGCUCUGUGGGGGUCCUUCCUCAGCCCGAGCCCGAGGAGGAGACCAAACCUUUCGUCUUGGACCUGAGCAACUUCCCGGACCUGGCCAAUGCCGACAUGAACUCGCAGAACCCAAACAUUCAGGUCACCAUAGAGGUGGUUGACGACCCUCAGAUGGAGGUGGAGAUGGACCUGGCCAGCGAAAAGGACUGGCUACCCUCCGCCCCCUCGUCCACGGUGGACUGGCUCGGGGGCAAAAAGCUUUUCUGGCCCCUGUUCUGGAGUUACACCGACUCCAGCGAGGACAGCAACAGUCGGUCAGGGGCGGAGGACACCGGCGAGGAAGAGGGGGAGGAAGAUUACUCUUUGGAUUAUGGGAGCGAAGAGCCCUUGCCCAGUGGGGUGGGCGGGGACUGGGACACCCGGUGGAACGAGGGCUGGGAUCCAAUGCAGAGCUACUUUGAAAAGGAUGCAGAUGAAUGGACUCCCUGGUCUCCCUGCUCGGUGACGUGUGGACACGGGGAGAGGAAGAGGACCAAGUCCUGUGGCUACUCCUGCACUCUGACAGAAACCUCUAAGUGUGACCUGGAUCCUUGCCCUGGGGAAGUCAAUACAGUGGCCGAGCCUUUUCCUUUUGAGAUGGAGAAUGGGACAGAGCCAUUUGGAACAGAUGUGGACAGCUGUGAGAAAUGGCUCAAUUGCAAGAGCGAGUUCCUGCAGAAGUACCUGCACCAGGUGUUGUCCGAGCUGCCCGGCUGCCCUUGCUCUUACCCGGCGGAAGUGGCCUACACCGUGGUCAGCAUCCAGGACGAGACCCGCGGCCGGCCGUUCCGCUGGCGCGACGCCAGCAGCCCCAGGGAGCGGCUGGACAUCUACAAGCCCUCGGCGCGCAGCUGCAUCCGCUCGGCGCUGUCCGGCGACUCGUCCACGCUGGCGGCGCAGCACUGCUGCUACGACGAGCGCCGGCAGCUCAUCACGCGGGGGAAGGGCGCCGGCACGCCCAACCUGAUCAGCACCGAGUUCUCGCAGGAGCUGCACUUCAAGGUGGACGUGCUGCCCUGGAUUCUGUGCAAGGGGGACUGGAGUCGCUUCCACGCCGUGCGGCCCCCCAACAACGGACUGGGCUGCCCGGAGAACCCCCACCAGGACGUGUUCAUGAACGAACUGGAGGAGGCCAGGGAGUACUGA
Messenger RNA from Menidia menidia (Atlantic silverside), 1407 nucleotides. Lineage: Eukaryota; Metazoa; Chordata; Actinopteri; Atheriniformes; Atherinopsidae. The record is from the annotation of a GenBank genome assembly.